GACUCACUGUCAUCCAUCCUCCUGUGUUAGUUACUGCGGUCCCUGCCUUCAGUACGUGUGCUGGUUCCAGUAGCUGUCAUGGCCAUGUUGAGAGUCUCAUCCUACCGCCGGCAGUUUGAACUGUGGAGCCGGAAUCAAGAUUGCAGCUGUGGAGGUCCGUGCUGCUCGGAGGUCAAAGUCAAGGCCAGAAAUGUGUCAGCUGAAGUGUCUCCAUGUGAUGAGCUGGACUUUGUGGCUGCCAAGGCGCUCAACAAGGAGGGUCUGGUGCAAUUUGCUAAAGACCGCUGUGUUAUCGCCGCCCUAAACGACCGCUUUAUCGCCCUCAUCAACAUGGCACGCUGCUUUGAAGAAGACAAUUACUCUCUGGAGGCACAGAUCCGUGAGCUGGAGGAGAGACUGGCUGGCCAGCAGGCCACCUCCUCUACCUUGACUGUAGCUGUUCCCGAAUACAGCUGGGACGCCGUGGUGGAGAGACUGCGCAAGGAGAGGGACCAGAGCCUUUGUGACGUGGAGGAAUUGAGGAAAGAGCUGGAGUGUUUGCAGGAGAAGUAUGAGGAGACUGUUCAACGGAGAACCCUCAUCCAACUGGAGCGGGAGGAUGUUGGCUUGGCAGUAGAUGGUGUUACCGCGGAUUGUCUGGCCCUGAGGGAGCAGCUGAAAAUCUACGAGGAUCAACUGGCUCAUAUGGAGGCACAGCAUGACACGGCGCUUCAGAGCAUGCUGGGGCCUGCAGACGACCGGGCUGCAGCGGGGAGAGAAGCCCUGGAGUUCUGCAGUCCCGACAUCGGCCCAGUCAUCAUGGAUAUCAAGGAGUACUACAACCGUCUGGCUGAGACCAUACAGUGUGAAUGUAGAGAAGCUGGUGCUGUUGGUACUUUGUCUGUUGUCGCCGUCGGCGCUGGGAAGGAGCACACUGUGGGCGGAGCAGCUGGAAUCACGAGCAUCGGCAAAAUAAAGGACGUCGACCAACUGAAGAAACUGAUUGCGGAGCUUGAGAAAGAGCUUGCGGAGCUGGAGGCUUGUAGCGAACAGUUGGAAGAGGAGAUUGAGACCAAGAGAGAAGCGCAUCUGGAUGAGAUCGCCAAGUUGGAGUGUUGUAUCGAGGAGAUGCGGGCCCAGCAGCGGGACCUGCAGGUCCAGAUGGGGGAGCAGUGCGACGACUACGAGGAGCUGCUCAGUCAGAAGAUGGCCCGGGAGAUGGAGAUCGCUGCCUACAGGGGUCUGGUGGAGGAGGAGGAUGAAAGGCUGUGUUACCUGUGAGAGGAUCCGUGCCAACCGAGCCACACCAUCCAACUAACCAAGCUUUCAGCAAAGGCUCUCCCCCAAUGCCCAAUACACAUUUGAUGCACCAACAAGAAACAGACCUGGACCAGCCCCUGGCCAUCCGGAGACGCUAACCGGCACCGGCGUACCACUGUCUCAGCAGAUGGAAAUGAAUCAUGACAGAUUAACGACGUCUGGAGGGCGUGCCAAGGCCAUUGAUAACAGGUCACCGGCAGACAACCCCUGUCUUUUAAGAAAAAUGGAACUGUCUUUUAGGGGGG
This is a messenger RNA of Esox lucius (northern pike), 1544 nucleotides long. It is a transcript of the gene vimr2, whose product is annotated as vimentin-related 2. The coding region runs from base 79 to 1260 and encodes 393 amino acids. NCBI's taxonomy places the organism in Eukaryota, Metazoa, Chordata, Actinopteri, Esociformes, Esocidae. The record is from RefSeq and is a predicted model, not a curated record. Gene Ontology annotation, cellular component: sarcolemma; Z disc; cell-cell junction. Gene Ontology annotation, biological process: skeletal muscle organ development. The transcript has 10 exons.